Molecule: messenger RNA, 849 nt
Organism: Westerdykella ornata
Lineage: Eukaryota; Fungi; Ascomycota; Dothideomycetes; Pleosporales; Sporormiaceae
Exons: 2
Biological process (GO): positive regulation of mating-type specific transcription, DNA-templated
Cellular component (GO): nucleus
Molecular function (GO): DNA binding, bending
Source: RefSeq, a predicted model, not a curated record
AUGGCAACCCAACAACCUACCGCGACCUUCGUCCCGCGCACACCGACUCCUGCUGAAAUCGCGGACUUUCUCAAGACUCGCACCAGUGCUCAGAUGGUGGAGCUCAUCAAUUCAGUGCAGGAUCGCUCUUCUCAGGGUGCAUUGAUGUCGGCUUUUGCGACCCCAACUUCCUUUACUCCCGCAAUCUCGAAUACUACAGACAAGGCAGUGAAGCCUACGAAGCCAAAGAAAGCCCUCAAUGCAUUCGUUGGCUUUCGCUGCUACUACAUUGGUGUGCCGGAGUUCAAGGCAUUUCCCAUGAAGAAACUCUCCAACAUGCUAGCCGAAAUGUGGAAUGAAGACACAAACAAACCUGUCUGGGCCUUGUUGGCGAAGACAUGGUCCCAUAUCCGUGAUCAGAUCGGCAAGGAGAAUGCGCCUCUCGUUCCGUACUUCGAGCUCAUGUGCCCGGCCAUGCUGUUGCCUUCACCUGAUGAGUACUUCAAGACUUUCCACUGGGAGCUCCAUCUAAAUGAACAAAAUGAUCCAUAUAUCGUCCGCGUCUCCAACCCUUCCGAAGAUACCACAACAAAGUCUGGCGCCACCAUGUCGGUCGAAGAGAUCAUCUGUUAUUGCCAGGCACACAACUACGCGAAGGAAUUCAAGUUCAAUGGUGAUCUCGCUACUUCAUCUACGUUCCAUGUCCCACUUAAACAGGGUCGGAAGACUUUGGACCAGAUUGUCAACACCAUGGAGAGUAAGCGUCUUGCUAAUCGAGAGAAAAAACGUCUUCAACGUAUCAAGAGAAUAAACCAAGGCACUCCGCUGGACCUCCAGCUGAGGCUGGCCCAAUUGCGCGGCAUCGGGGAU